UUCAGUGCGGUAAAAGAACUAGGACCUGAAACAAAAACACUUGUUACAGGCUCGACUAGGUCCUGGGGUCUUGUCCGGAGGUGUUAAACUUCCGGUUAAUGGUGACCCCCAAAUAGGCGACCGGUGUCUUCCACGGCACGUCCCGGUCCAGGAAACAUAGGGAUGGAGCGGAGUGCGAACGAAGGCGUUCGCCUGGCCCUGUAUCAUGGUUGGGUUUGGCGCCAGUCAGCAGUCUCCACGUCUUGUUCAACCACUCUGUCAGGAGACAGGUGUCCUCCUCCCAGGGCCAUACAAUUCGUUAUUUGUAUUUUAUGUUCUAUUAUUUUAGCUGAAGUUCUUGUAUCCGUGAGCCUCUAAUGAAUUAAAAUUAGACCUAAAGGUAUGGGUUUGGGAUAUUACACCAGGUCGUAAAAUAUCAAAAAAAAUAACACUUAUUAAAUGACGUCUACUGUCACUUUGACUGAAUUUUAAAGCCAAAUCGAGUGUGUUUUGUGUUAGCAAUUUUAAACAAGGUUUAAUAUUGAUUUCGGAAAGCGUUUCUAAAUAAUUAUUAAUGUAAUUGUAGUAUAAUGUUAUAAGGGUCAUUUUUAAAUUUUAAUUAUCGACUAGACACGUAAACAUGGUUUCAACACAGGUUAAAGUCGAAGAGUUAUGUCGAACAUGUCUUACAAAGGAAAUUGAGUUAAUUUCUAUGUACGAAGUAUAUUCAAAUUCCACUUUGGAAAACAUUAUAUCCACGUUAACUGGGAUAAAGAUAGAAACGGGUGAUGGCUUUCCGACAAGCGUAUGCUAUGUGUGCAAAGAAAAAGCUACAAAUGCAUAUGAUUUUAAACUACAAUCUAUACAAGCUGACACCAACCUUCGUAAAAGUUAUAAGAAAACAAAGCAUGAAGAAAAAGUGUGUGAAGAUAAGUUUGUAAAAAUGGAACAUGAACCUGAUGAUGACUUCAUGGACUCUACAGAUUUUGAGAUUGAGUUUACAAAUGACUUUGAAUCUUUUGACAACAUUAAAACUGAAGCAGAGACAAAUAUCAAUGAAAAAAAGAAAACAGAUAAAAAUCCAAGUAUAGAUAAAGACGGUGGCACAUAUUGUCCUCUUUGCGCCACAAGCUUUCUAAACUCAGAUGGUUUGACAAGUCACAUGUGGGAGCAUCAUGCUGACAUUAUGGGUCCUAAAAAAAGGGGCCGUCCCAAGAGGCUUGGCACAACGGCGAUUCUUAAUAAACUCUCGGAAAAUGGUGUACACGUCAAGUGGGUGACAGACAUGAAGUUCAGCUGCACCUUUUGUUCGCAGCAGCUAAGGUCAAAGGACGAUUUAGACUCGCAUGUGAAAUCUGAUCACGCAGAUACAAAAUUAUUGAAUUGCUUGUUAUGCAAGAAGAUGUUUUUGAAAAUGGAAGAUUUUGAAAAACAUAAAUGCGGCCAAGACAAGAAAGGGGAUAAGCCAGAGGUACAACCCGCCGGUGGUAUGAGCAAAGAUGUAUGUGGAGAGGGGACAUUACAAGAAAUAAUUGAAAAAAUUCCCGAUACGGAAUGUGUCUCGGAUAUAUUUAUAUGCGAUUAUUGCGGGUGCGUCUGCGCCGGUCGCGAGGCGAUUGCAAGACACAGGGACGAUGAUCACCCGGAGAUGUCCCCGCGAUGCUCGCUUUGCUGCAAGACGUUCGCCUCGGUGGCGGCUGCGGCGCGUCAUAGGACGCGUUGUACGCAUCGAGAACGGUCAUUACGGUGUGAAUUGUGCGCGGCACGUUUCGCCCAUGCCGCAACGCUCAACAAACACAUUUUGCGUUCGCAUCGCGGUCAGCCCGUGCGCGUUCGACCGCCGCUUCCGCCGCCUAAUGACCGCGAUCCCGCCUUCCGAUGCGAUAUAUGUUCAACUAAAUUCUGCAGGAAGGAUCUCCUCGCGAGACACGCAAAAGUUCACAAGCCGAGCGACAAAGUGUUUGAAUGUAAUACGUGCAAUAAGAAGUUUCACAGGAAAUGCAGUCUCAGAACACACAUGCGUGUACAUGAAUCUGGCGGGACCGGGGUGAGUACUAGCUCCUGUCUUUGCCUGUACUGCGGCCGGGGCUUCUCCAAUUCAUCGAACCUCAUCGUACACAUGCGCAGACAUACAGGCGAAAAACCGUAUAAAUGUGAUUUCUGUGGAAAAGGUUUUCCGCGUUCGUCAGACCUACAGUGCCAUAGGCGAUCGCAUACGGGAGAAAAACCUUGUAUUUGCGGCGUUUGUGGGAAAGGCUUCAGCCGUAGCAACAAGCUCUCUCGACAUAUGCGCGUUCAUACGGGCGUUAAGCCAUACAAAUGUGUGUAUUGUGAAAAGGCGUUUUCUCAAAGCAACGAUCUCAAUCUACAUGUCCGACGACACACCGGCGACAAACCCUACGUCUGUGAGCUGUGCGGCGAGCGGUUUAUACAGGGGACAGCACUGCAUAACCACCGUCGAGCCCACGGACACUAUAGUGAAACAGUCCCACCACCAGCCCCGCCCCCCUACUCCGUCGUGCCCAUUCUCCAUACAUCAUCAACUCUGUGAAGAACGGCCAGUAAAACGACAUAAUCAGUAUUACGUAUUACAAUAUUAAUUUAAACUUUACGUAAUAAGAUACUAUAAUAAUUGUAUUCAUUUUAGCAUAGGCAUUGGAUUUUAUUCUUGGUGCAACAGUGCCCAUCCUUUUUUAUGUAAUACUGGCAAACGUAUAGAAGGCUCAUCUGAUGUUAAGUGAUACCGCCGCCCAUGGACAGUUACAUUGCCAGAAUUCUCGCAAGUACCUUCAAGAAUCGGUACGCUCUUUUCUUGAAGGACCCUGGUUUCACAUAGUGGUGGUGCGCGAUAGAAACUGCGGAUCGUCGAGGUGAUACGGAUGGUAUUUUGUAUUCUGCCUUGACGUCCGAUGAUGAAACUCAGCUGCAGGUAUUAGACCAUGCGGUAGAAGAUGCAGGGAGACUACAAAUCUUCACGCACCGCCAAGGGAUCAAGCCGCCCGGAAAGUGACUGGUCGUCGACGAUUGGAAUCGCUAUUGCCCUUGCCUUCAGUCAGGCCGCUUAAGCCCCUUAAGGAGUCUUUUUGACGUGACAACAACGUCUUAUAAUUCGAUGGAGCCAGCUGCACGCACGAAAAAACAUGAUGAAUACGGCGUUACCUCCCUCGGAGGCGUUCCAUUUAAGGCUUGAAGUGCAAGCUAGAGCGCGGAACGAGCGACAAAGAGGCACAAAAAAAUGCAACAUCAGUAUUUUCUUAUGACGUUGUCACGUUCACAACUAUCGUCUGUAAACCGACUUUAUAGACCACCGACUUUUUUGUUGCUUAAUAAGAAGUGAUGUUUUACCGCCACUAUAUAUACGUAGUCGUAGAGACUCAGCAGCAGCAGCAGCUCACCUGCCAUCAGUAUUACAAUUUGAAAUAUAUAAAUAAAAAUCUGUAAAGUCGGUUUACGGACUUUACAGAUUUUAUCAGAAUUUGACGUGAAAAUGUCCUAAGAGAACAUUGAUGAAAAAUUUGCUACUAAAUAUAUUUCUACUAACUAAAUAUAUUUCUUACACUCGUUAAUUCAAAUGCGUCGUCAUAAGCCAAACGCUUCGGCCGAUCGUGCCUCUCUAUCGCUUGUGCCGCGCUCUCGCUUGCGCAUGCGCUCAGGCGGAACGUGACAUUGAGUCAUGUUUUUCCGUGUCACCGCCGUUCACGGAUUUUUAAGACGCUAUUACGUCAAGGAAUAUGUAUGUUGAAUUACAAAUUACAAAGCAUUUUCGAUGAUUAGUAUCUUUACGGGUCCCGCCUGUUUGGGAGAAAGUUCUAUAGGCAUUAGUUAUUAAUUGUAUACUUUAGCAGAUAGAUUUACGCAGAUGUUCCGGGUGGACGUUAGUCAUAACCUGCUCUUGCUCGCCUAAUAAUUUAUAACUACCACUAACGAUGGACGAAUAAACGUAUCAUUUAUGACUCCACAUUUCAUUUAGCGGGUACGAUCGCGGUUCAAUCUCGUUUGUAGAGCCUUCUUGCGUAGAAAAGUGUCCUCAUCGUACUCAGUGUCGCUAGAAGCUUUAAUUGUUUCUAUUGGUAUAGCGUCGUAUCCUAUAGCUUACUUCUUUUUAAGCUGUUAAAUAGGUGCUCUGAGAAUGAUUGAACCCCUCUCAUCAUCUCCCAAAAUCUUCAAACAGAGACUGACAAUUCUUUCAAGUUCAAGCAUCUACUUGUGUCACUUGUUUGACCUAACCUAUUCAACUGAAUCAUGUGCUUUUAUUUGUUAAGUAAAAUUCGUGUUCAUUUUUGUUUUGUGUGUAUAUUUUAGGUGUA
Molecule: messenger RNA, 4286 nt
Organism: Pieris napi
Lineage: Eukaryota; Metazoa; Arthropoda; Insecta; Lepidoptera; Pieridae
Product: zinc finger protein 271-like
Exons: 15
Coding region: 620-2530 (636 amino acids)
Biological process (GO): regulation of transcription by RNA polymerase II
Cellular component (GO): nucleus
Molecular function (GO): DNA-binding transcription activator activity, RNA polymerase II-specific; zinc ion binding; RNA polymerase II cis-regulatory region sequence-specific DNA binding
Source: RefSeq, a predicted model, not a curated record